AUGCCCAACAGAUACUCCGCUCUCCAGGAUGUUGAGGCAAGGCUGAGUAUUGAUGAAAGUGAGACUGACGAUGUCUAUGAUGAUGUGAAAAACGAGCCAAAAGUCUUGGAUGUGACAAGAAGCUCAAAGAUAUCUAUCGUUAAAAAGCUUGGGCUGUUGACUCUAUUCGCCGGAUAUACUGCUCUUGUAUUUGGCCUUGGGCACGCCUCGGUAAGACCAGAUGGUUUGCAUGCUCAACCUUCAGCGGCACUGCCCUAUCUUCAAGAAAAACACCUCCAGUCUCUUCCACAAUCGUACGAUCAGAUAAUCACAUUCAACGGAACUCUGGACUAUCCAUCAAAAUUUCGAGGUCCACCAUCACCAGAUAUUGAUCGCGCAUGGGCUCGUUCUAUCAACCUUGGAGCAGUGAAUGUUUCUUUGUCUGACAAUGAUAUGCGACUAUUGGGAAUGGAUCCAGAUACUUCAGUGAAGCUUCCUCCUGAGGAUGGAGGCGCUUAUCGAGUUCAUUUUGAAUUCUCGCAUCAAAUGCAUUGUGUGAACUUUAUACGCAUGUGGACAUACCGAGACCAUUACAAAGAAGAACAAGAGGAGUUCAUGGACAGUGCAUCAAUGCAGCGCACUCAUAUCGACCAUUGCGUUGAAAUGAUUAGGCAGUUUGUCAUGUGCCAUGCGGACACGAACCUUGUCUCUACAAACUGGGUAGCCGGGAGCAGCUUGCCACACCCCAAUUUCAACACUAAACAUACCUGUCGCAAUUUCGAUGCAGUUGUCGAUUGGGCGUGGGACCAUCAGAUAACUAUCAGACCGGCAUCCAAGCCCGAAGGGGUAAAGGAACUUGCGUCUCCACCAUGA
Messenger RNA from Penicillium expansum, 852 nucleotides. Its product is annotated as oxidase ustYa family protein. The coding region runs from base 1 to 852 and encodes 283 amino acids. Gene Ontology annotation, biological process: mycotoxin biosynthetic process. Lineage: Eukaryota; Fungi; Ascomycota; Eurotiomycetes; Eurotiales; Aspergillaceae. The record is from RefSeq and is a predicted model, not a curated record. The transcript is spliced from 5 exons.